Peronospora belbahrii is the source of this 8553-nucleotide messenger RNA. NCBI's taxonomy places the organism in Eukaryota, Oomycota, Peronosporomycetes, Peronosporales, Peronosporaceae. The record is from the annotation of a GenBank genome assembly.
AUGUAUUCAUUGCUGUACAUUCUACUGCUUCUAGUGGCUGUGGUCACGACCGUCUUUGCAGCCUUGGGUGACGUGCUAUUGACGUACUUGUUACGCACGUAUGCAGUGUCGAUUGUGGGCUCAAAGUUCACAAUUACCUGGUCUUUUCGUAAUGGUUCAUUGGAAUUGCGUGACAUGGUGGCGGACAAGAAGAUGUUGCCAAACUUGGAGGCACUGGCGGGGCUUCCCAUUGGACUUGAACGCCUCGAGAUGCAGCAAUUGGUGCUUGUUAUACCGCUCUGGGGGCGUCUAGUACGUCUUGUAAGUGGUCCUUCUGUCGUAGAUGUAAAACAACGCUCGUUUUUGGAUUCCAAGCUGAUGAUUAGCGGUGUACGCCUUGGAUUAACUCUUGACGCUGCGGAGAAAUGGAUGUGGCACCGCGACGAAAACGUGGCACGCCGCAAGGAGGCAUUGAAGCAAGCCGCUAAGGCGCGGUUGCAGCGUGUGAAUGCCUGGACAGCUACGGUCGUGCAGAAACUCAAGGACCUUGCGAGUUUGCGUGAGGAAAUCUGCAAGACAGAGGAGCCAAAAGUUGAGACGAAUGAGAACAAGGCACCGCUUAAGCCUGCUUUCUGGCACUUGUGGAUUGACGAGCUGCUCGACUCGUUUAAGUAUGUGAUGAACUCGUUUUCGCUUUUGAUUCGCGACGAGUACUCAGGAGCUACUGUGGGCAUUGUACUGGAUCAGUUUGAGAUGGGUCGUAGUGGCCCUUGUAAAGACGACCGACGUAAGCGCACAAUGCGACUGGUAAACUACAAAAUGUUUCUGAACUCGAAGCCUGGCAGCAGCGCGGACGUCUGCCACUUGAUCACUCCACUUACCAUAGAGAUCGGCGUUUUUAUGCCCUUUAUCUUCCAGUCACUCAUUAUGAGAAAGGGCACAGACAUGCGCGCGCUGGAGCUGCAGAUCUUUGUUUCAAGCGGACACGAGCUUGGGGUUGAGCUGCGUCCCGCGCAGGCUGGUAUGCUCUUGAAGCUUCUUCAGCCAAUUAAUUAUUACUAUGAUUGGCAAACGGCAGCGUCCAUUGAAGAUGAUCUUGCCUGCGUGCAGCUUACUUAUGGAGAUUCAAACGAAUACAUGUUGUUGUUCAAACAACAGUGGAAGUUAGACGAAGAGAUGGGCUUUAUGCUUCGGUUGUAUGAGGGUUUCAAGCAAAAAGAGGUCAUUUCUAAACGAAAAGAUCGACUGGAUGAACUCGAACGAAAAGUGCUUGCUUCCCGGCUCCUUUAUUUGCGCUCGCUGGCGCUGGGCUUGGAAGUUCCGAAUGCAGGAACACCGCUACCACAUGUCAAUGAAGAAGACGUGGAAAGGGGAAAUUUGCGCAAGUUCGUGGAUUAUCCGAUUGAUCACUACUACGUGAAUAAGGAAAAGAUACGAGAGAAACCACCUGUGUUUCAUGUAUUCAAACUAUCGUUUCAAAUGGCGAGAAUGAAUAUGUGUCUGAUUGAGGAUAAUGAGAAGAAGCUGAUGACAUUUUUUGUGCAUGAGAUGGGUUUCGAGCUGCGCUAUCAGCUGACAAAGGUUGCUAAAAAGAACACGGCUGUCGAAAUUGCGCUGGAUGUCAUGCGCUUUGGGCUGCUGGACAACCGCGGUGCACGAACUAAUGCGUUCCAUCAGAUUAUGGACCGCAAUCCUGGGGUGGAACAUAUGAUGACAAUUGCUAUCACGCAGCGUGGAGACGGCUACAUGAAUGUCGGAGUGACCUUCAAGCACUUCUCGUUGUUAAUUGUGUUUGAUCCGCUAUUGUGUGUUUUGCACAAAUUCUUGCCCGCGUGUAGUGAAGAUGAGAAAGAAGAACUGCGUUUCAUUGCAUGCGAGAAGUCGAACAGUUUUGACUCUCCAGAGCAGCGAGAUGCCGCGAAGCACCUUUACGUGGAAGAUUUGCCAAAGCCAUACUCACCUUUGAUUCUCGGCGGGAUAUCACUUGGCUGUAGUAUCGUGUUAGAGGGCUGCGAGUUUUGUCUCAUUGGAGAUUCCAAGACAUUAAAAUCUCCUGUCUUGGCUUUCACUUCGGACACCAAGCUUCAAAUCGUUAGCUCAGAGCGCUCGGAAGCCGUAGAGUUGGAGCUGGUUGACGUAGCACUGACCCCUUGUACAAUCGUCUUGCGCGAUGAUGGCAUUGAGCUUGAUAUUGGAGACGUUCGGACCAUCCUGGAACUUGAAGGUGAAGGUGUCGAUUUUUCGAUGGGUUACAGACUUUCAGUAGGUGAUCAGCCUCGAAAGUCGUCAAAGUCCAGUAACAGGGCAUUGGACAGUACAAGAAAGUCCGCGGCAAACUUGUGGAAUGUUGCUCGAAGAGCUGCAGCGACGCAACAAAUUAUUGAGGUUGAUCACCCCGAGGUUGAAGAAGUUGAAAAACGAUUGAUAGCCUCUCACCGCAAAGAUCGCAUAAAAGCUGGCGGACGUCGUAAGCUGACGAUGCAAAUGUCGGACUUUGCAAUGAAUUUGUCUGCGAAUGAUUUGGGCGUGUUACUCAGUGUCUUAGCAUCACUGAAUGAAUCCAUGCAUGAAGAUCUUGAAGUUUUAAAAAAGCGGGAGGAACGCAAAGCCCGAAUGAGGAAAGCGAGGCGCGAGGUUGGAGAAAAGCGUUACAUGGAUCGUCUUAAAGCUGAGUUCAAGCUGCGUGACUUAGAUGGUGGAGGCUCGCUGGACGUAGCAGAAAUUCGGGACCUUUUACGAAGUGCGACAGACUGCGACAAUUUGACUAAGGCGGAGUUCGAUGCGACUGUGGCAGACUUUGUUAGCAUUGUGGACAGUGAUGGAAGCGGUGAUAUCUCAUUGGAAGAAUUUGAGAGAGCGCUUAGUCGAGACACGACCUUAUACACGCGGCUGCAUUGCCAUGUAGUGGCCAUUACUGGCCAGGAAUAUGUUGACCCAGACAUGCAGCGAAACAAGGUGCCGUAUAUCACUGGUGAAAGUGCCAACACUUUGGCCAAUGCAGCAGCGCUUGCUUCUUUUUGGGAGCGAUAUGAAGAACAAGUCGGCGCAUCAAACACGUCUUUGAAUGGUCAAAAACCGGUCGUCGUUCAGAAAAAAAUGGUCCGAACGUUCAAGAACUAUGAAUAUGCUCAGGAAGCGUGGAAUCGAAUUGUGAACCCGUCACUGGUAAAACCUGGGGAGCAGAGUUGCUGGUUACUGAGCAAAGAGAUGGAGAUGGGCGGUCGUGGAGAUGUAAUCGAUCAGUUGUUGUCCAGUCUAAAGGAUGAUGCUAUUGAUCCAGCUUCUAUUAACCCUGGUACUGUAGUUGAGCAGCAGCUUUUUAUACAGACGGUUGUUUCGACUUCUUUUGGCGGUUUUUAUUUGCGUUUGAUUGAUGAAAUGCUACCGAUGGGACUUCCGGCGGUUGAGACGUCGUUGGAGGAAUUGGGGAUUUAUGCAAACUUUUUGGUUUGGGAGGGCAAUCCGCUGGCUGCUACUGACGUCAAAGCACAGAAGCGGUCCACAAACAAUUUUGGCGUCGUAAAAGUCAGCUUCGACGUAUAUGGCAACUACUACAACACAAAGUCACAUCAGACCGAGCCUUUUAUCGAGUUUUACCAAGGCAUUCUUGAUAUUAAGAAAGAACCUGACUGUCCGUUGGAAGUGAUUUACUCUUCAGAUCGCUAUUUUCAGCUAAACGUCACAUCAGCGCUUAUGGAAACGGUGAAUUCGAACAUGGCCGCAUUCUCUCAUGUUGAGCAUCGUGCGGAAGCUGUGCGUCCUCAUAUCAAAGAGCUUGGUGGAAUUUUUUGGAUGCUGAAUGAAAGCGGCGUAAACAUUAAGUACUAUAUGGUCGCAAAAAAGCGAUCGACGGAGCAUGUGCGGGAAGAAAUUGUGACAGCAGUCACUGCUGUCUCUACCGGUGAAGCGCAUCCUUGUAUGCUACUGGAUGAUAGUGAAGCUGAAGAGUUUGAGCAGCAAAGGUUGAAGGAAAAACAGCUAAGACAAGCCUUUCGAGAUGCUGAUCAGGAUGGAAGUGGCGAGUUGGACACUGAAGAAGUCCGCGUGGUACUCCGGAGCGUGUAUAAAGAGGAAGACAAGCAGCGUAAGACAUCAGGCACUAGGAGAUCAUCGAUAUACACGCGUAGUAGUAGCAUUUUGGAGAAUGAAGCUGACUUUUCCCGGGCUGUGGAAGACUUUAUCGCACUGGCAGACACGGACAAGUCUGGACAAGUGUCUUGGGAAGAAUUUAAAAUUGCGAUUGUCAAGUCGCGGGCUACGGUUGAUCGCUACAUUUCAGUGGAGAUUGAAGGAUUCCGAACGAUUCAUGGCGUGCGAUUGAUGGCAUUGGGCCAAACUCAAGUGUACGAGCUGACUCCUCUUUUUGAAGAUGUAGAAUCGGAGACGUCAAUAGCAGAGCUUUAUGACCUCGGUGUGGCUUUGCUGACAAAGGUAGAGGGCUCGACGCGCCAAGAGCUACAGAAAGCGUAUGCUUGCUUGCACCGCGUAAAGGAGAUGGACCCAAACUACGAGUGGAUUGAUUCUUACUACGGUAUCUGUGUACGACAGUACCUUCCUGUUUUGGCUGCCUUUUAUGUCUCUGUUGAUGGGUUUUACGGCCUGCAAGUGAAGGUGUCUGGAGCUGAAUAUGUAUGCAAUGGAACUGCUAAGGAUACGGAACUGUUAAUGUAUGACGAGCUAGGACAGAUUGCACGUUGCAACCCAGAACAGCACGAUGGGGAUGAGCAUUUCUUUGUGUUACCGGCUCUCGGCACAAUCAGUAUUCCUUUAGAUUUAGUUGGCGUUGGUUCUUUCGCUAUUCGUCAAAUUGGUGAAUGUGAGUGGAGCAACACGCUUGAUCUUUCUGUGGCAGAGCAGCGGUUGUACAAGCGGAUGACAAGAUUUGAGCAGUUCGAGGCCCAGAAAGCCCUACGUGGAGAAGACAACAACUCGGUCUCCUCCGCGAAGCGCGUGAAAGAGAAGCUGGGGACGAAUGCUGUUCUCCCCGACACGAACGAGAUCGCACCUACUGGUAAAGAAGUUGUAUAUCCAUCAUCAAGUUGCAUCGAUAAUCAGCCUACGGUUGUGGUGGAGAAGAUUUCUGCCAACGAUACUAAAGCUCGGUACCUGCCAGAUGAUUGUCCACCUGACACCCUUACCAGUAAAGGAGAGUUCCGUAUUGUAGACAACAUUGGAAAGGACAAGAAGUGUCGAGCGGUGAAAACACUUGGCCAGAUCGACUACUUCAAUUUUGUUGACGAAGUGAAUAGCCGCAAAAUGUACGUUGAAAGUGGCAAGGCUAUUCAGGUUUUUGGUUUAAACUUGAGCAAACCCGCCUUGAUGAUUAUGCGCCUUUGCGCAAGUGAGAUCAGCCGUUCUCCAACAUGGAGUGCGCCGUUCUUAGUGCACCUUGAGGAAUCACGCGAAAUAUUUAACGCAGACGCGUUCGAGUUGAUAUUUGAUGACGGUCCAAGUUUUGUUUUCCAUCCUCAGUGGGAGGAAAAUGCUGCUCGCACAGUAUAUUUCUACUCGCCAUUCUGGAUUCAAAACCGAAGUGGUUUGGACCUACGUUUGAAGUUGUCUCGUGGCCGCGUUUGCACUAUAGAGGAGCAUCGUGCAUUUUUCUCCGAUGCUAAGGAAAUUCCUCUGUUAGCUACUGCUCCGUUAGACAAAGCCUUUGUUAGCUUCCGUCCUUUUCAAGAAACACCAUGCAUCUACGAAGGUCAAUCUUUGGUAUCCGAAAAGACAAAGAAAUACUUGCCGAAUUUUAACAAGUUAGGGUGGUCAGAUCCCGAAGAUAUGACAACCGUAAGCAAGAAAGGAGAGCUGCGGCCAAGUGGAGCCGGCAACUACUCCUUUGUGCUCGCAUUUGAAAUUCGCGCUGCACCAGCACAAUUUUAUCGGUCGAAAAUUUUUGUGAUCUCGCCACGAUUUGUGUUUUUGAAUCACGUUCCGCGGCCACUGCAAAUUACUCCGAUAUUACUUGACAAAAAAGGAAAUCGUGGAAGAGUUCGUUCAAACCAAUCCAAUUGCACUUUAAGAGAAGGUGAGGCAGCUGUGGUGUAUCGCCUGAGAGGCCCCGAAAAGUACGUUGCAAGUUUUCGUGUUCGUGAUAUGGCUACAAACCACCAAAAUGUGGGUGAGUGGAGUCCAAACAUACCACUGUUUAAGUUAUCUUCGAAAUUCAGUGAUCCGAACGUGGCAUCUAAUAUGUCGGAGGAGACCGAAUUUUGGACACGUGGAAGCUUGGGCGAUGGACCUGUCUGCAGCGUGACUGUACACGAUGUGGCUGAGACUAUUUUCGUAACCGUUAGUGAUAUUUCUGCCGACCCGAAUUAUCGUAUUGAGAAUCGCUCAACGCGUUACUCGUUCCGGUAUGUGCAGCAUGGUGUGAAGACUGCUGAAGAAAUUGUUUUGGGCCCUCUAGAGAGUCACUCGUUUGCGUGGGAGGAUCCGAAGGGAGAACUGAAGCUACGUGUAACAGCAACGCAUUGGAAGGUACCGGCCGUGGUUGACUUUAUGCAGAUUUGUGAGAUAAAGAAUACACCCCAGGGCAUGUACGGUGAGGUAUACAUUGAUCGCUCUACCCGAGUGUUUGCUAUGGGUGACGUUAGAGUGUUUUCCGAUGCUCGACAGCGUGCGACUGCAAGUGAUUGGCUUAGCAAUACGGUGAUUGAUGUUUCAAUGCACGGAGUUGGAAUUACGCUGGUGGAUGAGCAACCGCAGGAGAUUUUGAACAUUACCAUGGAAACGAUUCGAUUCGAUUCGAAGGCAGGGUCGCGUCGUGUUUCUUUGCUGGUCCACCAUGUUCAAUUUGACGAUAUGACGCCGCAUUCCUCAUACCCCGUCGUGUUUGCUCCUAAAGAUAGUGGCUUUAAUAGCGACAAGCGUGAGGGUUGGCUUCCAGGAGACGGCGAGAGACCGUUCUUUGUGCUGAGCUGUGAAACUCUUCCGCAAAGUGGCAUAGUUAUUGUCAAUGAUUUCGACUUGCAGCUUGGGUCGAUGGAGGUCAAACUAAAUUUGGAGUACUUGCUUGGGCUAGGUAACCUUUUUUUCCACUUCAUUCCGGGUAGUGAUGAAGCUACAAUUCUAGAGCAAGGCCUUGAGGCCAAGAAUGAGAUGCUCGUGUUGAAUAUUCCGUUUCCGAAUGGCUCUGUCUCCGCUGAAGACAAAGGCGAAGGCAUUUCUGCAAUUUUGGGCAAUACCAUGGGUAGUAUUGUUGGUGGAAUUGCACACGUGACGCCCGAGUUCCACUUUGGCGAGAUUGUCUACUAUAAUCGUUUCUUUUACGAGUACGACUUAAUGUAUGAUGUUGUACUGAAGAUUGUCCACUCGGUAAUUGGCCAGUGGUACAAAAUUGUCGGUAGUGUGGAAAUGCUAGGUGAUCCCGUUGGCCUUGCCACCGAUAUUGUAGAUGGUUUUGCGUUAGCAGCACGUCAACUUAAGCGCGAUGUAAAGGGAAGAAGCCGUCGAAAGGGCCAAAGCGCCCUGACUGUUGUUCAAACUGUGUUUGGUGUGCCCUUGAGGUCCAUCGGAAAAGUGUCAAAUGGCCUUGGUGACGUGGUGAAGAAAGUGACGUAUUUUGAGAGCCAGGAAGACUCGAACGAACCGCGUCAUAUUCCUGAAGGUUUUGUGCAGAGUGGUAAGGUGCUUGGUAAAAGCAUUGCGUAUGGUGUAACAGGUUUUGUCAAGGAGCCGGUCCGUGGUGCCAAGAGCGGAGGCGUCAAGGGUUUUGCAAAAGGUGUUGGUCGUGGAACGUUGCAACUAUUUGCAUGUCCUGUUGUCGGCACACUCGGCGUCGUCGAAAAGAUGUCACAGUCAGUAAGCAACACCACACACCUGAUGGAUGAAAAGCGUUUUGAGGGCACCCGCCGACCGGCGAGAAACCUUACGACAGGGUCACUAAAGCAGCUUUGCGACUCAAACGUGAUUACCGAAGUGGAGGUGCACUGUUUGUAUGUUGAUGGAUUACCUCCGAAUGUAAACCCAAAGGUGAUCGUUCGCGUUUAUUGUCAGACGGACGGAUUUCCUGCGAGGGAACUUGGUGAGUACAAAUCAUCCGCAGCGAGACACACCGACACACCAAAGUAUGAUCAGUCGUGGCUGAUCAGUGUAUCAUCUCCUGACACGUUUAUCGAGGUUAAUGUCUAUCAUAAUCGGAAGCCACUGCCCAAGAAACGUCUUGGGUUUGUUCGUUUUUCCUUGGAAGACAUUUACCGUGAUUUCGAGUCAGUUCCCGCGAAGAUUUUGUCCGAUACGAAUGCCAAAAUGCAGCUCAAGCGCCGUAAACGUGUCCGCGGAAGUAUCAUUAGCAAAUUGGCUGCAGCUAAUGAACACCCGGUAGAGGUGCGUGACGAGUCAUGGCGCCAAUGGAUUCACCGUCCAGUUAAGUUAGGCAGCAGCAUUUUGUCCGAGGACGAGAGUGAAGAAUUUGCAGACUAUGACCAAGAGGUGAGCGUGCUUAGUGGAAGCUCCAUUUGUCUUGAUGGGACUUUUCCGCCUUCACCGGUUGGUAUACCUCUUCAAGAGUGUGAAUCAGAAGCUAAGAUAUAUCUCAGCAUUCGUUAUGUGAACGAUUUGCGACGAUAUACUUAA